GUGUGGACUACCGCCAUGGCGGGUAGCAAAGCCAGGCAAGCGUUUUUAGGGCUGGUCCUCCAAUGUCUGGCAACAUUCGUUCUCAUAUCACGUGUCAACGGUGACACCUUGUGUUUUGCUUGCGAUAAAAUUUUCCACCCAGCUGGGUGCGGUAAUCUGGCCAGGUGUGGGCCUCACGAGGUGUGCUUUACUGUGAUGGGAACAAGCGGUGCUUCCAGCGAUGCGGACUUCACAUCGGGCUGCAUGCCGCGGGAGGACUGCGAGGGCUCAAUAGGAGGCAACCUCCACCCAUUCCAUACAGAACUGUGUUCACAGUGUUGCCAUACUGACCUCUGUAACGCCUACCUAUGUGAACAAAAAUUGCCGAAUGGGAUGAUCUGUGCCAAGUGCGAUGACGUGUCAGAUGUGGACACGUGUCUGAAAGUUGCCUUCUGUCAGGGCGGCGAGGUGUGCUCUUCCACACUCGCGCCUCAGUCCAACACCUACACUCUAGGAUGCCAGAAGAAGGAGGCCUGCACUGGCACCACUGCCUGCUGUGACAACGCCGACCUCUGCAACUUGAACCUCACCAAGACCAUCAGCAACCCCAGACAAGUGUCCGUGACCUCAACUCCAUCCUCCACAACGUCAUGGCCGUCUGCUACCGACAGCGAGACAAUCGCAACUUUUGAAUCAACUGUAGGGGUCGAUCACGUGACUCCUACCACGGUGACGUUCUUCAGUUCUGUUGACAACAACACGACCUGGGGGUGGACAGUGUGUCCUCACCAUCAGUACCCAUGGAGACCUGAGCACUCUGUUGGUGACGAGUACGCUUGGUGCCACCGGAAGUCAAGAUGUGACGUCAGAGGGAAGUCUCUCCUUCAGCAGCACGGACGGAUGGUCCACAUUCGCUUCAGUGACGAUGGCUGCAACUCAGGUCAACAAGACAAUACCGUCUGUUGUUGUAGGUGGAGAGUCGUUGUGCUACUCGUGUGAAGAAGUGGCCAACCCCGUCUUCUGCAGCCAGUUCCAAGUGUGCGGACCUCACGAAACAUGUUUCACAGAAAAGCGGUUGAAUAGCAAUGGAGCGGACAAAUUCUCAUCAGGUUGUGUCGCUCGAGAGGAGUGCCAGGACACGGAACUGGAUGGUAGUAGACACGUGCAUGAGACGGUUGAGUGCAGUGAGUGUUGCUAUGGAGACCUGUGCAAUGACAAGCUGUGUAAGGCAGAAGUCCUCAUCUCACAGACGGCCCUGCUUUGUGCUGUCUGCGAGAACAUUCCAGACCUACACGCUGCCUGCGCUUCAAAGCGUCUGUACCGUUAGUGAGGUGUGUUCGGCAGAACAAACCGCUGGCGGAUUCACCCUGGGAUGCCGGAAAACAGAGGAUUGCACUGGUGAUGUUGUCUGCUGUAACGACACCAAUCUCUGCAAUGUCAAAGGUGGUUCCAACGUUCAUGCGCCCUCUAGUGGGAAGACAACUCCUCCUACAACACCUGUCUCAAUUACUGGGCCACCGACUGAUCUCUUUCUCUCCAGUUCAUUUACAGAACAGUCAUCGACGUCGUCGUCAAACGCCGACACGUCGUCGUCAGAGUUUUCGACUUCCGCCAGCAGUUCCAUACUGGGAAGCGCAAAGCUUGCCGGUAGACACCGCGUCCAUGGCCAUGACGUCACCGGGUGACGUGACAGUGGCGGGGACCAUCUCCCCUGAGCUGUCGUCUGCUUCAAACGGCUAUUACAUGACGUCAUCCAGCCUCGCCGUGUCCGCAGUCUCUGAGACAACAAGCUUCCUCUUUAAUUGUAGAGAAACUAAGUAC
This is a messenger RNA of Pomacea canaliculata, 1800 nucleotides long. RefSeq lists its product as uncharacterized. The record is from RefSeq and is a predicted model, not a curated record. Lineage: Eukaryota; Metazoa; Mollusca; Gastropoda; Architaenioglossa; Ampullariidae. The coding region runs from base 16 to 978 and encodes 320 amino acids. The transcript has 14 exons.